Messenger RNA from Wickerhamiella sorbophila, 1293 nucleotides. Its product is annotated as Homocysteine/cysteine synthase. The record is from RefSeq and is a predicted model, not a curated record. Gene Ontology annotation, molecular function: pyridoxal phosphate binding; transferase activity, transferring alkyl or aryl (other than methyl) groups. Bases 1 to 1293 code for a protein of 430 amino acids. NCBI's taxonomy places the organism in Eukaryota, Fungi, Ascomycota, Dipodascomycetes, Dipodascales, Trichomonascaceae. The transcript has a single exon. Gene Ontology annotation, biological process: transsulfuration.
AUGUCCGAGCAAAAGUCGCAGCAUUUCGAAACUCUGCAGUUGCAUGCUGGCCAGAAAGUCGAUCCCACGACCAAGUCUCGCGGUGUUCCUAUCUACCCCACGACUUCGUACGUUUUCGACGAUAGCCAGAACGCUGCCGACUCUUUUGCCCUCAAGGUGCCCUCGUACGUCUACAGUCGUGUUGCUAACCCCACCAACGAGGUUUUUGAGAACCGAAUUGCCGCCCUCGAAGGUGGUGUUGCUGCUGUAGCCGUCGCCUCGGGUCAGGCCGCCCAGACGGUCGCCUUGGGCGCUCUUGCUACUGUUGGCCAGAACAUUGUGUCUACUUCCCAUCUUUAUGGAGGCACCUACAAUUUGUUGAAGGUCCAGUUCAAAAGAAUCGGAAUUGACGUCCGUUUCGUGAACAGCGACGACCCUGUUGAGUUCGAGAAGGCAAUUGACGAGAACACUCGGGCUAUCUAUGUUGAGAGUAUCGGCAACCCCGGCUAUAGCAUUCCCGAUUUUGAGGGCUUGUCUGCUCUUGCUCACAGACACAAGAUUCCGCUUGUCGUUGACAACACGUUCGGUGCUGGUGGAUACGUCGUACGCCCCUUCGACUUUGGCGCAGACAUUAUCGUCCACUCUGCCACUAAGUGGAUUGGUGGUCAUGGUACUACCCUUGGUGGUGUUGUGGUUGAUUCUGGCAAGUUCAACUGGCUUGAGACCGGCGACAAGUACCCCAAUCUCACGGGGCCCUCAGGAGCCUACCACGGAAUGGUUUUCACCGAAACCUUCAAGGAAGCUGCAUUUGCCGCCUACGUUCGUCUUGAACAGCUCCGCGACUUUGGCGCUGCUUUGAAUCCGUUCGCCGCUUUCUUGUUGCUUCAGGGCACCGAGACCUUGUCGCUCCGUCUUGAUCGCCAGCAGGAGAACGCCAUGAAGCUGGCUCAGUUCUUCAGCAAGCACGCAAACGUUGAGUGGGUCUUGUAUCCUGGUUUGGAGAACCACGAGUCACAUGAGCGGGCUAAAAAGUACCUCAAGCACGGAUAUGGUGCUAUGCUGUCUCUUGGUGUGAAGAAUGGCAAAUCCGCUGCUGUUGUUGACAACCUCAAACUUGCCUCCAAUCUUGCCAAUGUCGGUGACUCUAAAACCUUGGUUAUUGCUCCCUUCUAUACCACCCACUCUCAGUUGACUGAUGAGGAGAAGGCCACCGCUGAGGUUAGCUCCGAACUCAUCCGUGUUUCCGUGGGUACUGAGCACAUUGACGAUAUUAUUGCCGAUUUCGAAACUGCUUUCAAAACCGUAUAUAACUAG